Molecule: messenger RNA, 1126 nt
Organism: Tigriopus californicus
Lineage: Eukaryota; Metazoa; Arthropoda; Copepoda; Harpacticoida; Harpacticidae
Exons: 1
Coding region: 676-1101 (141 amino acids)
Cellular component (GO): extracellular region
Molecular function (GO): chitin binding
Source: RefSeq, a predicted model, not a curated record
AACUUUGAGGAAAACUUGCCUUCCCGAUGUUGUGCAAUCAGGGUUGCCCGUCAACAAUUUAUCAAGUGGCCAGAGACGAUGACUUCUGCCAAUCUCGAAUCCCAUCUUGUUGAGAUCGACCGUAAGUUGAGCAUUUGAGGUGAGGAUUCACUAAAACAUGUUGUGAAGUUGGUCAACAACUACGUACCAUCGACGGUCAAGAGUACUCUGAAUGAAGAUACCGGUAUGUUUGUCUCGUUUUACCUUCCUCGAUCUGCAUGAAAGAUGUCUCGAUCGUCGGAUUGGUACUCAAUAAAGCACUUUUCCAUGAGUAGUACCGAAGACCAUAGGGUAUAAAAUAACCUCAUUGAUAAACUGAUGCUUCAAUUUCAAUCACAAUUCGAGCCGUACGCAAGUACAAACGUUUGAUUGGUGGUAUUUCUAUAAAGCGCUUUUGAAGCUUUAAGGGUCAAGCACAUCUCCCAAACUGGAUUUGUACGCAUCAAACAAGGAAAGGAAGAUUCCAUAUAGAACGCAAUGACGCCGGUAGGUAUAAGCGUGGUCAAUUUGCAUGGAUGUUGAAAUCUUGAAUCUUGUCCACAGCUAUAAAUAGAUUUGCCAGCUUGCCUUAUAACCAUCAGUUUGUUUUGCGCUCAACCAUACGAACAACAACCAAAACCCCUAGCAACUUCCACCAUGUUUCCCAAGACCGUAUUGAUCCUUCUUUGCACUUCUAUUGCGGGUUUCUUAGCUCUGCCUCAACAAUAUCCUGAUGGACAAAGCCCCAGCCCCAAUCAACAAGGUUACCUCCUACCUGCCGAUGCUGAGACCUUAUUAGCCCAGCCUUUAUCUUUGGGAUUCUCUUGUGAGGCUAGGGAGUACGGCUAUUAUGCGGAUGUGAGCAACAACUGCCAGAUCUUCCAUAUUUGCUUGCCUAUUGAGGAUGACGCAGGGUCUGUGAUUGAAACGGCUCAAUGGUCGUUCAUUUGUGGCAAUGGAACCAUCUUUGACCAACAAACACUGACCUGCAACUACGAGCUGGAUGCCGUGCCUUGUGAUGCGGCCGAAUCGUUGUACAACACGGUUGAAUUCGGUAAACUUGUGCCCGACUCCGACUACUGAUUCAGGAAAGGGCUCAAUUUGUACA